AUGUCUAAACGAACUGAUCCAGAGCCCGGGAAAAAGGUAGCUAUUGUCGGCAGUGGCUGCGCUGGACUCGCCGCUUUAUGGGCAUUGAGCCGCAGUCCCCAUGAUGUGUACCUCUACGAGGCCGACAGUCGGCUUGGUGGUCACUCCAACACGGUCGAGUUUGUCAAGGGGAAGUACAAGGUGAUGGUUGAUACUGGCUUUAUUGUCCUGAAUUCGGCAACAUACCCAAACUUCAUCGAUUUCCUCAAACUGAUGAAGGUCGAAUUGGAGCCCACCGACAUGACCUUUUCUGUCUCACGAGAUCAAGGCUGGUUCGAAUGGUCUGGGUCGAGUGUAGACGCAUUGUUCUGCCAGCGAAGCAACCUCAUGUCCCCUAAGAUGUGGCGCAUGAUCUUCGACAUAAUUCGCUUCAAUUACUUCGCUUUGGAUGUUCUACGUCGGGACUCGCCAACCGAUGAAACAAUAGGCGAGUAUCUCGAGCGGGAGGGCUACUCAAGUGCUUUCCGCGACGACUACCUGAUCCCAAUGACAGCAGCAAUCUGGAGCACAAGUCCGGAUAAGUGGAAUCACCAUCUUUUAUCGACGGUGUCAUCUCGUCCACAAUGGCUUACUAUCAAGGAUGGAUCAAAAACCUACAUCGAUAAGAUUAUGAUGGGCUUCCCCUCAAAUCAUGUUAGACUCAACACCAGAGUCACUCGCCUGAUCAGCGAACGCGAUGGCCGUGUGCGUCUGCAUACUCACAGCGGCAAAUCUGAGGUGUUUGACCAUGUCAUCCUGGCUACACAUGGCGACCAGGCCUAUCAAAUCAUCCGCGACUCUGCCACAGAUGAGGAGCACGAGAUUCUGCGGCAUUUCCUCACCUCAAAAAACGUUGCUGUUCUGCACUCUGACAUCUCUCUGAUGCCUACCUCACGGAAGGCUUGGUCAGCUUGGAACUACCUUGCGAAGUCGUCCUCACCCAACCUUAAGAAACAAACCGGUAACAUCACUCAGGUGUGCCUGACUUACGACAUGAAUGCACUCCAGCACAUCCCACGCAACAUCUUCGGCAAGGUGUUAGUGACAAUCAACCCGCUUCAUGAGCCUGAUCCCACAACCGUUCAGGGACGCUAUAUUUACCGUCAUCCGCUGUACACUCCGGCAGCUGUGAAGGCACAACGCCGGCUGAACGAGAUCCAGAACAAGCGCGGCAUCAGCUACGCAGGAGCAUGGACAGGGCCCAUCGUCGUCUUCGUUGUCGAGGCCAUCUUCACCCCCGGACAAACCGACUGA
This is a messenger RNA of Thermochaetoides thermophila DSM 1495, 1272 nucleotides long. RefSeq lists its product as uncharacterized. The coding region runs from base 1 to 1272 and encodes 423 amino acids. Gene Ontology annotation, molecular function: oxidoreductase activity. The transcript is spliced from 4 exons. NCBI's taxonomy places the organism in Eukaryota, Fungi, Ascomycota, Sordariomycetes, Sordariales, Chaetomiaceae. The record is from RefSeq and is a predicted model, not a curated record.